Molecule: messenger RNA, 997 nt
Organism: Copidosoma floridanum
Lineage: Eukaryota; Metazoa; Arthropoda; Insecta; Hymenoptera; Encyrtidae
Gene: Pym
Product: partner of Y14 and mago
Biological process (GO): exon-exon junction complex disassembly
Cellular component (GO): cytoplasm; exon-exon junction complex
Molecular function (GO): RNA binding
Source: RefSeq, a predicted model, not a curated record
UACAAAUACUAACUCUCAAUUUAUAGUAAAACACAUUAACUGUGCUAUACUACUGUUGCAAGUUGUAAGAAAGUGUUGCUAGUUAUCGUAUCAUGGCAUGCUGAUACAUAAAAACGAAUAAGUGCCCAAGUAUUUAUAUACAUUUGAAUACAGAUACACAAAACUUGGAUGAGCAACGAAGUAGCAGGAAAACAACAACAGUAGUGGAGCCAUGGCUUCGAAUUACAUCAAAGAUGAGCAGGGAGAUACCUUUAUACCUGCAAGUCAGAGACCAGAUGGAACUUGGAGAAAACCUAGACGAGUGAAAGAUGGCUAUGUACCACAGGAAGAAGUACCGCUGUAUGAAAGCAAGGGAAAGCAGUUUGUAAAAAAUAAACCAACUUAUCCUGUUGGUAUGUCUCCGGAGUAUGCAGCAUCUCUCCAGGCAAAGAGAGAAAAGGAGAUUUCCAAAUCCAACCCUAUUCCAGGUUUGGUGAUACAAACUGAAACGAAGAAGAAAAAAAAGAAAAACAAAAAUAAAGGGGUGACAGCUGUGACGGAAAAUCUUGCCAAAACAAAAAUAUCUGAACAGUCAACAGCUGUGAAAAAUGAGCAGACUGCCAAUGAUAAGCCAACAGUACCCAGUAACAAAUCCAAAACAACUGCUAACAAUAGUAGUACAGUUUCUGGGACGGCAAAUAAACAAUUAUCUUCUGUGGAUCCUUUGAAAAGGUUAAAAAAUUUAAGGAAAAAAAUCAGGGAAAUAGAAUCUCUGGAAACUAAAAUAAAAAAUAAGGAUAUUAAAAAUCCAGAUAAAGAAAUGCUCAUGAAGGUUGCAAGAAAGGCUGAAGUUCAAGAAGAAAUCAAACAACUUGAAGCUAAUCAAUAAUAACAUGCUUCAUAUUGGAGCUUUUAUGAAAAAUAAAAUAGAUUUUAUCAUUUUGUAUUAUAUUAGUUGAUAUCUAAACUGUGACCCCCAAAAAAAAAAUUGGGUUGUGAUAAAAUCUGUUUUCACAAU